This is a messenger RNA of Epinephelus lanceolatus (giant grouper), 2736 nucleotides long. RefSeq names its product cation/H+ exchanger protein 1 (gene cax1). Gene Ontology annotation, molecular function: calcium:proton antiporter activity. Gene Ontology annotation, biological process: intracellular calcium ion homeostasis; calcium ion transmembrane transport. Gene Ontology annotation, cellular component: membrane; endomembrane system. The record is from RefSeq and is a predicted model, not a curated record. NCBI's taxonomy places the organism in Eukaryota, Metazoa, Chordata, Actinopteri, Perciformes, Serranidae.
ACUCCGCCCCUUUGACAGGCAGGCUUGAUAAAGACGUGUUGAACCCUCGACGCACAUGGGUCAUACAGGAGCGAAAGGUGGGGGAUAAACAGACAAAAUAAGCAGACAAAAUGUCCCACAAAAAGUCCUCACUGAUGCCAGGAGAUGUGGAGAACCUGCGGAGAAGAUCCACGCCUGAUUCAGCAGAGAUCUCUGCAGAUCCUGAACAGCAUCCCCGGUUUCCACGGCGACAGUCUCAAAAUGAUUGGCUCUGCGUUGGCCCCCAGCAUCCAGAGCUAGGCGCAGCGGAGACGCCCUCCCCAGAUGCUUCUGCCCGCCACUUCUGCCACUACACACCGAAAUGUUUCCUCACCGUCCACAGAGGAGGACAAGGAACCACCCGAUCUACUCCGUCCCGCUGCGGAGACGAGGGUUGGCAUGAAGGCACCACUAAGACCACAAUCAGAGCUGAGAAUGAGGUGGAGGCACACAGGGAGGCCAACAACUACAAGUUUGGCUUCAGGAAGUGGAAGGGCAAUGUUACAGAGAAGCCCAUUGAGGACAGAUCAGACAUCAUCAAAGAGCUACACUCUGAUCUUAGCAUUGUCAAGCCUCAAGAAGGCUCAGCACCCACCUUUGGGAACAUAGUUUAUGUGUUUUUAUUUGGAUGGUGGAUAUCUUUAAUGUAUUUCCUCAUUUGUCCUGUAAUGUUUCUAACAAUCGUCGGUGCCCCUUAUGGAAAACUUUGUUUAAAGAUGGGGUGGUACUUUAUUUGGCCAUUUGGGAAGUCGAUAGAAAAGGCUGGUGAUGUAGUUAAGAGAUCCAUUGCAAAGCCUCCAAAGUGCGAGGUCAUUCCUGAAGAGAGUGACACUGAAAACAGCAAGGACCAUGUCAGGGACAAGGACUCUGCGCCUCUUCUGAUGUCUUCCCCAAUUCCUGUUGAGAUACCUGUCCCAGAGCCACCAGCUAGAAAAACUUCAACUCACUGGUGUCGCAUCAGCACAUAUGUUUGGUUAGUGCUGGGUUACCCUGUCAUGGCUGUGGUCCACUCCCUGGCCUGUGUGCUGUCCUGGCUGCUGGUCUUCUCUAUACCUGUAGCCAAGAUGAACGCUCGCACGCUAACCAUUGUUCUUCUCAUGGCACCAGAAGACAUUCAUAUUCACCGACUGGAAAAGACAUCUGUGUGUGAGACCAGAGUCAUCUUAUGCUGUUAUCAAGCUUUCAAUGUGUAUUUCUACAAAUACACUGUCCAGGGAAUCAGCAUUUUCGCUCUCAACCUGCUUCCCCUGGUAUUAAUCGCUCUCAUUAUCGGCUAUACUGACCAGGAACACAGUUUCUGCAGCGCAGAGACCAAGUUUGCCACAGCCAUCGCUUCCAUUAUUCCUCUGUCCUACUACAUUGGCAUGGGUAUAGCCAGUCUUUCUGCACAGAGUAACUUUGCAGUGGGAGCUGUGGUAAACGCAACAUUUGGCUCCAUCACAGAGAUGACGUUCUACAUCACAGCCCUGCUGCGGGGACACAGUGCUGCCAGCAAAUGUUAUGAAGAGGUUGUCAAAGCAGCGCUCACUGGGACCUUGCUCGGAUGUAUCCUGUUCAUACCGGGUAUCUGUAUGAUCAUCGGGGGCAUUAGACACAGGGAGCAGAGAUUUAACAGCCGUUCAGCCGGAGUGAGCUCGGCUUUGCUCUUCAUAUCCGUAGGAGGUGUGUUCGCUCCGACCCUCUUCUCAAAGACCUUCGGUAAUCUGGUGUGUGAAAGCUGCACCAAUAUUCCAGGCAAUGGCAGCGUUCCCUUCAUCUGCAAGGACUGUCACUACGACACGAGUCAAGCUGACCCGCAGUUGAUCCUGUCCCAGAUUGAGCCCCUGGUGUACACAAUUUCUGUGCUGCUGCCUGCUGCGUACCUGAUCGGCCUCAUCUUCACACUGAAAACCCACUCCCACAUCUAUGACAUCCAUAUCAGUGAUGGUCAAGGGGGGCAUGCACACGGUCAUCAUGUAGUGCACUGGUCCAGGUGGAGGGCUCUUGCAGUGCUGAUUGUGGCCACAGUGUUGAUGGCCUGCUGCGCUGACCUCAGCACGGAGAACAUCGAGCCCAUGCUGACCCAUUCCUCCGUCUCCCAGUACUUCAUCGGUGUCACAGUGAUGGCCAUGGUGCCAGAGCUUCCUGAGAUUGUCAACGGGAUCCAGUUUGCAGUGCAGAACAACAUCAGCCUGAGCCUUGAAGUGGGCAGCUGCAUCGCAGUGCAGGUCUGCAUGAUUCAGAUUCCCCUGCUCAUACUCUUCAAUGCCUUCUAUGAUGUUGGAUUUGUGCUUGUGUUCAGUGAUAUUCAUCUCUGGGCCAGCAUCUUCAGUGUCAUUCUGGUCAACUACAUUUUCAUGGAUGGAAAAUGUGACUACUUUCAAGGCACUGCUCUAGUGGUGGUCUACCUCAUCCUUUUGGCCCUUUACUUCUUCGCUCCUUCUCCGCGCUCUUGUCGAUCACCUUCCUAAGAAAAAUCCAAAGGCCACUAUAAUAAAAAAACAAACAAACAAAAAAAACCCACUAAUACUUAGAGGUGAUGUGGGCUUAGUGGCACAAAAUAUGGAAAAAGAUUUUGAUUGAAAUUUUACAGAUCUAAGUGAAUAGCUGUCCGCUUUUUCUAAGUAUGUGAUACUGAAAUUGUGUUGUUUGUGUUGCAUUUAAAUGUAAAUUUGUGCUAUUCAUUUCUGGUUAUGAUAUAUCCCAAUAAAUGCAUAAACUUAUAAAACAUCUGUGAAA